Messenger RNA from Phyllostomus hastatus (greater spear-nosed bat), 3918 nucleotides. RefSeq names its product zinc finger protein 233-like. The coding region runs from base 82 to 1665 and encodes 527 amino acids. Gene Ontology annotation, molecular function: RNA polymerase II cis-regulatory region sequence-specific DNA binding; DNA-binding transcription factor activity. Gene Ontology annotation, biological process: regulation of transcription by RNA polymerase II. NCBI's taxonomy places the organism in Eukaryota, Metazoa, Chordata, Mammalia, Chiroptera, Phyllostomidae. The record is from RefSeq and is a predicted model, not a curated record. The transcript is spliced from 4 exons.
AGGAGCUGUAACGGUCGUUCCGGUCGGUUUAUAAGUGCGGUCCUGGAGCGGUAUGGUCUCAAAGUUUCUCUGGUGGACAGCAUGGUGGGAGACUGUUCAACAUCUUCUAGAAAGACGCUUGGACUGGCUCAGAAGGAGCAGGAGAAAAUGACCAAGUUCCAGGAGCCUGUGACAUUCAAGGAUGUGGCUGUGGUCUUCACAGAGGAGGAGCUGGGGCUGCUAGACCCUUCCCAAAGGAUGUUAUACCGAGACGUGACCCUGGAGAACCUCAGGAACCUGGUCUAUGUGGGACACUGGAACCAAAAUGAGGUAGAUUCUCUUCAGGAAGUUGCAUUAAGUUACCUUUUACAUGAAGAUGUUUCAUGCUGGCAAAUAUGGGACCAACUUCGGAGUAAGUUAACCAGAAAUCAAAACUUGAUAAUAAACCUGCGAGGCAAGAAGUUGGAUUUGCCCAAACAUGGUGAUUCCUCCUGUCAGUUGUGUGCAGGAGAAUCUACUCAGGUUUCAGAAGGUGGGAAAUAUGUAAUAAAGCUUGAAGAGGAAGUUCAAAGUUUCGAUAGUAUGAGAAAAGAAGAGUUCCCCAUGAAAACCAUCCACAAUUGCCAGAAGAAAGUGUAUCUGAGAGAGUCACAGAAUGAUCAGACUAGGUGUCAGCCUGGUAUCCACAGAUGUAAAUUGUGCGAGUGUGAGCACUGUGUCAGGAGAAGGACCUCUGGUCUCCACAGUGAUGAUCAGGAAGUACAGGAAGGUAAGACAUCUUAUAGCCACAAGAAUUGUCUGAAAGACUUCGUGAAGCCAUCAUUCCUGCAUAAUGUAAUCCACUCAGAAGAGCACACCUCUUCCAAAAAUGGAAAAGGCUCCAGACUUGGCCCCAGUCUUCAGCUUCAUCAGCAGUUGCACCUGGGAGGAAAACCUCACCUAUGUAGUGAGUUUGGGGAGGGCAAGAGUUAUAGCUCAGAGGUCUACACUCAUCAAAGUGUUCACACAGAAGAGAAAUGCAAAAAGAGUGAUGAGUGUUGUGAGGGCAUAAGUCAAAGUUCACAUCAGCAAAUUCAUCAGCGAGUCCAUACUGGAGAGAAUCGCUACAAAUGUGCUGUGUGUGGGAAGAACUUCAGACUGAGUUCAAAACUUCAAGCUCAUCAGCAAGUCCACACUGGAGAGAAAAUGAACAAAUGUGCUGAGUGUGGGAAGAGCUUCAGGUGGAGAUCAAAACUGCGAAUUCAUCAGCGAGUGCACACUGGAGAGAAACCCUACAAAUGUGGUGUGUGUGGGAAGCGUUUCAGUUGGCGUUCAGGACUUAAAGUUCAUCAGCCAGUCCACACUGGAGAGAAACCCUACAGAUGUGCUGUAUGUGGGAAUAGCUUCAGUCGGAGUUCAUAUGUUAAAGUUCAUCGGCGAAUCCACACUGGAGAGAAACCCUACAAGUGUGCUGUGUGUGGGAAGAGCUUCAGUCAGACCUGCGGACUUCACGUUCAUCAGAGAGUCCACACUGGAGAGAAACCCUACAAAUGUGCUGUGUGUGGGAAGAGCUCCAGUUAUAGUUCAUAUCUUCAAGUUCAUCAGCGAGUCCACACUGGAGAGAAACCCUACAAAUGUGCUGUGUGUGGGAAGAGCUUCAGUCAGAAAGCGCAUUUUCAUUCUCAUCAGCGAAUUCAUUCUAAAUAAAAACUAUGAAUGGGCUGUGUGUGGGAAGAGCUUCGAUCGGACCUUAGGUCUUGAAACUCAUCAGGAGAUCCACAUACAGAAAAAUCCUAUAAAUGUGACAGUCUGGUAAGAGCUUUAGUGAGGUCUUAAGUCUUCAAGCCAAUCAUAGAGUCCAUGCUGAGUAGAAAGUGUACAAAUAUUAUGGUUUUGGUAAGGGCUUUAGUAAAACUUUAUGUUUGCAAGUUCAUCAGAGUGUACAUAAUAUUGGUAAGACCAUCACUCCUGGUGGGUGUUUGAUAAAAGUGUUCCUCAGAGCUCAGACUUCUACCUUUCAUCAGAAAACCUACACAGCUGAGAUCAUCUGUAGAAUGUUGUGUUAAGAAUUCAGCACAAGCUUAGUUUUCUACAGUCACCUGAAUUCCAUUGUGAAAAAUCUCCUUGCAUGAAUGUGGCCAGUGUUCUGGCUUACUUCAAAAUGUGACAGUUCUUCAGGGGAUGCACAACAGAUAAACCCUAUGAGAGCAAUAUUAUGAGUUUGUCAGAACCUUCACAUUCCCCAAAUUCUACACAGGAGGGAGGCUUAAAAGUAAAGACCACCAGGACAUUACCAAAGGUAUAGUAAUGGAUUUGACAAAAUCAACAUGUACGAGAAUUUAAGUUCCAUGGACGCACGAAGUCUUCACUACUGAAUGAACAUGACUGCAAACCAGUGCCUUAGAAAUAGUAGGUACCUAGAAAUGUCUCACUUGAGAGAGGAAAAGCUAUGAAAAAUAGGGUAACUAUAUGAAAAUUCUCAUGAGCCUAGCCUCAAUUAAUAAUAAUAAAUUGUACUAGCAAAUGGAUUUUUGUAAGAAACUUUAAAACUUAAUUCAAGGAGCCCUGGCUGGUGUGGGUCAGUGGAUUGAGCUCCAGCCUGGGCACCAAAGGGUCACCAGUUAGAUUCCCAGUGUAGGACACGUGCCUGGGUUGUGGGCCAGGUCCCCAGUAGGGAAUGCGUGAGACGCAACCACACAUUAAUGUUCUCUCCCUCUCUUUCUCCCUUCCCCUCUCUCUAAAAAUAAGUAAAUUUAAAAAAAUUAAUUCAAGGAAAUGAUCACUUAUCAUAAGCAUAAAAUCAUGCCUUGUGCAAUUUCAGUAUACGAUUUUUGCAAUUGGUUCUUGACCUCAUCUCAUCUUCAGUUUUCAAGUAGUUACUGGCUCCAGGUUUUUAUCUCAUCACUCAGGACUUUCUGUGUGCAGUGUCAUUAGGUGUGUAAUAGAAUAACCUCCAUGGUCUUAUUUUGUGACAGGAACAGACAAUAAAAAUAGGGAAAUCUGCUUUUAAUUCAUUAAAACUUCCUGAGAAACAGCCCUGGCUGGUGUGGCCCAGUGGUUGAGCUCAGGCCUGCAAACCAAAGGGUCAGUGCUUUAUUUCCCAGUAGGUGGCACAUGGAAGGCAACCAUACAUUGAUAUUUCUCUCCCUCUAUUUCUCCCUAAAAAUAAAUAAAAUCUUGAAACUAUACCUGAGAAAGAGGUGUGGGGAAAAGGAGGGAACAUAUACAGGAUUUUGGGUGUUGAACUAAGCUGCUUUGGUUUUAUAUAUAUAGUUUAUGUUUUAUAUUUCCUGAGAGGGGAAGUGAGGGAGAAAGAGGAGAGAAACAUUGAUUGGUUGUCUCUCACACACCUCCAACCAGGGACCAGACCCACAACCCAGGCAUGUGCCCUGACCAGGAAUAGAAUUGACAACCUUUCCAUUUGCAGGAUGAUGGCCAACCGACUGAGGCACACCAGUCAGUUUUUAUCUCAUCACAGAUGAAGCAUUUAAAGCCAGUACACUUUGGAUACCACCUCGUACUUCUCAGAUACUUACACAGUUUUCAGGUUUACUUUCUUGGAUGGUUUACUCAAAUUUGUGUGUGUUGACUGGAGGUAGGGGACAGUUCCCCACAAUUUUUUUCUUAGACCUUACCUUCCAGGGAGUGGAUAUAUAGGAUCCAUGGUGUCACAUGUUUUGUGUCACUGUCAGUGUUGUCAUUAGCAGCCACCAGGAUGGCCUGCCAGAACUCAGGCAAAAAUGAAAAGUGUGCCUUUUAUUUUACAGAAAAAAAUGUCACGGACUUUUUGGCCAUCUCAAUAUAUCUGUGAUACAGGCAUAUGUGCCAAGUGAGAUAAAGUAAGAUUUAGCUGUAAAGGAUUUUCAUUUAUUCAGUAAUUUGAUUUGUUUGGUAGUAUUUUUUUAGCAUAAUCAAUAAAAUAUAAAAUAAUUUAAUUAAAAAAUGUAAGAACCCCCGAAA